AGUCUUUGACUUAGCGUCGCAGUUGUCGCAACCAAGAGACGCGGAGGAGAUCUGAGAUCGGAGAUCGCAGAUCUGGGAUUCGGUUGCGGGCUCGGUCAAUCCGGAGUAGUGCGUCCCUGGCCACGGUUUAAAAAUAUUAUUGUGUUUACCGUAACUACUUUACUAGAACAUUAAACGGAUCACACACGACCAACAAAACAAUAAAGUCCAAGAGUGCAAUUUCUGUCUGUGAUUAGAAGUUUCUAUUGUUUUCUUCACACCAGAAACUACGAUUGUCUAAGCUUUAAAUAAUAUCAACAAUAAAUGUGCAAUGUAAUGUGCAAAGUGAUGCAACACUUAAAUAUCUAUAAAAUAUUGGCAAAUUGGAAAUCAAAGCAUAUCAAAUGAUAAUGCCACCUAAAAUGUCUACAAGUCGGAUCUAGCGUGAAGUGCAUAUAUACGAAUUGGAUUUCAAAGAGAACCCCAUUAAAGUGAACCCGCCGAAAAAUGGCCCAAAGCUUGGACCGCUGCGCAGUUACAGAAGACCCGAGCUCAGCUCAAACGGCUCGCUAUCCGCAGAGCCAGACAUCAGCAGAUUAUGUCACUUGUGCCACUCACAUUCGUAUGGCCAUAUAGCUAUAUACACAUAUAUAGAGUGCACACGACCAGAUAUCGGCCGGGGCUUCAUGGUCACGGCCACCACCGACAAACGGGAAACAUGGCUUAACAAUUUCUUUCCUCGGUCAGCUCGCCCCAUGGUAAUGGCCGUGAUACUGUUGCUGGCCCUGGCACUCGUACUUGGCUGCUACUGCGCUCUCCAUCGGCACAAAUUGGCGGAUAUCUACCUCCGGCCGCUCCUGAAGAACACGCUCCUUGAGGACUUCUACCAUGCCGAGCUGAUCCAGCCCGAGGCGCCAAAGAGGCGGAGGCGCGGCAUCUGGGACAUACCCGGGCCAAAGAGGAUUCCCUUCCUGGGCACUAAGUGGAUAUUCCUGCUCUUCUUUCGACGGUACAAGAUGACCAAGCUGCACGAGGUAUAUGCGGAUUUGAACAGACAAUAUGGCGACAUAGUGCUGGAGGUGAUGCCCUCCAAUGUGCCAAUAGUGCACCUGUACAAUCGCGAUGAUCUGGAGAAGGUGCUGAAGUACCCCAGCAAAUACCCAUUCCGACCUCCCACUGAGAUCAUCGUGAUGUACCGUCAAUCCCGACCGGAUCGCUAUGCAAGUGUUGGAAUUGUGAACGAGCAAGGACCAAUGUGGCAGCGCCUACGAUCUUCCCUGACCUCCAGCAUUACUUCUCCCAGGGUCCUGCAGAAUUUCCUGCCAGCCUUGAAUGCGGUUUGUGAUGAUUUUAUCGAACUACUGCGAGCCAGGCGGGAUCCGGAUACACUGGUGGUUCCCAAUUUCGAAGAGCUGGCCAAUCUGAUGGGUCUGGAAGCUGUGUGCACUUUAAUGUUGGGCAGAAGGAUGGGUUUCCUGGCUAUCGAUACCAAGCAGCCGCAAAAGAUCAGCCAACUGGCAGCUGCUGUUAAACAGCUUUUCAUCUCCCAAAGGGACUCGUACUACGGUCUAGGUCUGUGGAAAUACUUUCCCACCAAAACGUACAGGGACUUUGCCCGCGCCGAGGACUUGAUCUAUGAUGUGAUCUCCGAGAUCAUCGAUCAUGAGCUGGAGGAACUCAAAAAGUCGGCUGCCUGCGAGGAUGACGAGGCUGCUGGAUUACGAAGUAUCUUUCUGAAUAUUCUGGAGCUCAAGGAUCUGGAUAUCAGGGACAAAAAGUCAGCGAUCAUAGACUUUAUUGCCGCUGGCAUAGAAACGUUAGCCAACACUUUGUUGUUUGUACUGAGUUCUGUUACUGGAGAUCCCGGUGCUAUGCCACGAAUCCUAAGUGAAUUCUGCGAGUAUCGGGACACGAAUAUCCUGCAGGAUGCACUAACGAAUGCCACAUACACAAAGGCCUGUAUACAGGAGUCCUACAGACUGAGGCCCACAGCCUUUUGCCUGGCCAGAAUCCUGGAGGAGGACAUGGAGCUCUCGGGCUACUCGCUUAAUGCAGGGACUGUGGUGCUAUGUCAGAAUAUGAUAGCCUGCCACAAGGAUAGCAACUUCCAAGGGGCCAAGCAGUUUACCCCAGAGCGUUGGAUUGAUCCUGCCACGGAGAAUUUCACGGUGAACGUGGAUAAUGCCAGUAUUGUGGUGCCCUUCGGCGUGGGUCGAAGAUCGUGUCCAGGAAAGCGUUUUGUGGAAAUGGAGGUGGUGCUGCUGCUAGCUAAGAUGGUCCUAGCCUUUGAUGUGAGCUUUGUGAAGCCACUGGAAACGGAGUUCGAGUUCCUGCUGGCACCCAAAACUCCACUCAGUCUAAGACUCAGCGAUCGGGUUUUCUGAUAAUGGGUGCUUUAGAAAACUGAUCCGAAAAACAGUGCCUACCCUCAGGCGUUUUGUAUCAAAUACAACUAAAAUAGCUAAGAACUGAACCAUUAAGUAAAAUUAAUGUAAAAUAUGCUUAGGUUUCUACACAUAUCUGUAUACAUAUAUAUGUAUAUCCUUUAUCCCUGAUGAGCCAGCAUCAGCAGCCUAGUCCUGUGAAGCAAUCAAAAAAGAGCUAAACCAAUUAAAAUAAAUUAACAAAUUUAUGCUGACUGGAUGUAAAGUAGAUUAGAAUGUAUAUACAAACGUCAUGUUUUGUUGUAAUUACUUCUUAAAUUUAUUUUUAGUCGUAGCAAAUAACUAGCAGCAAUUGUUUUUGAGAGUUCUGUAAACGGAAAGACUGUGUUUAAGUUUUGUUUUUCACGAUUUUAACAGUUUUACAUAUUUUCUGUACAUAGUUUCGCAAAAAUUUGUCACUCUAAUUAUGUACAGUUUAACUUUAAUUGUAUUUAUUCAAGUGUUUUUACUGCCUUUGUCUUUAUUUCAUCUCUACAUCUGUGAAUAUAUUUGUUAAAAGAAAACAAUAAUUAAAGAAAAUUAAUUACAUUAAACAGAAAUCAAAUGAUAAAUGUUAUAAUAU
Molecule: messenger RNA, 2985 nt
Organism: Drosophila melanogaster (fruit fly)
Lineage: Eukaryota; Metazoa; Arthropoda; Insecta; Diptera; Drosophilidae
Gene: shd
Product: shade
Exons: 8
Coding region: 741-2363 (540 amino acids)
Biological process (GO): ecdysteroid biosynthetic process
Cellular component (GO): membrane; mitochondrial membrane
Molecular function (GO): heme binding; ecdysone 20-monooxygenase activity; iron ion binding
Source: RefSeq, marked reviewed